AGUCAAUAGUAAUCAAUGGGUUUAUUGUGGAAAAGAUUAAUCAUUUUUCUAGUCUUUGUUAUCGCCGUUCUUCAGGUGAUUCAUAUGAUUUUAUUGAGUCGUUUGGAGUCAAAGCGGUCCGAAAGACAAAAGAGGACAAAAAACAACAUUUUCAAUGAAGAUGUAAUUGCUGUCAGCGAUUAUAAAGAUGAAGACAUUGAAUCUGAUCGCAAAGCUAUGCACGAAAUGGUCAAACAUACCACUGUAUUGGACUCGUCGGGAGAAUAUCAUAUAAUCAAUUUCUUUAGUCGCGCUCAAUCUCUUGGACCACGAAAUCAUGUCCGCCAAGACAUUAGUCUCGUAACGCAGACCAGUGUUUCACAGAUAUAUAAUUUGGAUCUAUUAUCUAAUCGCUGGCACGGAUUAGCUUCAGUCACUGUCUUUGCUCUAUUCCAAGACAUCCCUUUGGCCAUCGAAAUGAUAUUACUUUUGCGACGCUGUUAUCCAUCGAUUCGCCGCAACACUAGUUUUCAUUUGGUAUAUCCCUUAAGUAUACCGAAGCCGGCCAUCGGUGCCACCACUCUAUCGCCUCGACUGUCGAUUAGUAUUAUUACCAAAGAAGAGAAUUGCGAUCGAAUGCAAAGUUUGCUAAAAAUGAUUGAAUCAAAUGCCGUAAAUUAUGGACACUUAGGAAUCGCUUACCCGAAUAAUCUGUUGCGAAACGUUGCCCGAAGAAAUGCAUUGACUGAUUAUGUGUUUGUUGUGGACAUUGAUUUGGUGCCAAACGAUGGUCUCUACGAACAGUUCAUAGAAUUUGCUAAACAAAACAAAUUGUUUACUGAAGAUCGUAAAAAAGAAAAAGUUGUUUACGUAGUCCCAGCCUAUGAGGUCAAUACGUUGGCCAGCGUUGACAUCGACGAAAAACUUGAAACUAUCGAACAAUUAAUACCGAAAGACAAGUCCCAAUUGUUGCGUCAGAUUGAACUGAUGAAUGCCCGACCAUUUUAUAUAGAGUUGUGCUGGAAGUGCCAGAAAUAUACCGACUAUGAGAACUGGCAGAAACAUAAGUCCCAAAAAAUGGACAUUUUGUUUGAAGUAUUGUGGAGAGACCCGUGGGAACCGUUUUAUAUUAGCGUCAAUACUGUUCCCUAUUAUGACGAACGCUUCCGCCAGUACGGCUUCAAUCGGAUCAGUCAAGUCUGUGAGCUUCAUAUGUCUGGUUACAAAUUUUCAGUACUAAACAAAGCGUUUGUCAUCCAUAAGGGCUUCAAAACGGCCGACUCGUUUCACAAGGAAAAAGAUUUGGAGCUCGAGAGGAAUCGGAUCCUAUUUAGACAAUUCAAGACUCAACUCAAAGACAAAUAUCCCGAAUCAUCGCGUCGUUGUUAUUGA
This is a messenger RNA of Oppia nitens, 1371 nucleotides long. RefSeq names its product beta-1,4-glucuronyltransferase 1-like. Gene Ontology annotation, molecular function: glucuronosyltransferase activity. The transcript has 3 exons. Lineage: Eukaryota; Metazoa; Arthropoda; Arachnida; Sarcoptiformes; Oppiidae. The record is from RefSeq and is a predicted model, not a curated record. The coding region runs from base 16 to 1371 and encodes 451 amino acids.